Molecule: messenger RNA, 1632 nt
Organism: Dryobates pubescens (Downy woodpecker)
Lineage: Eukaryota; Metazoa; Chordata; Aves; Piciformes; Picidae
Gene: SIRAL2
Product: family with sequence similarity 118 member A
Source: RefSeq, a predicted model, not a curated record
AUGGCGGGGUAUGAACAAUGCUUGAAGUGUGCUGUUGACUUCGGUGUCACUCCUGAGAUCUCCAGGCAAGUUAGAAAAUGCACUGUGAAAAAAUGUUUUUGUUUUCUGUUUUAAAGAAAAUUCUUAAGAAGUCUAAUAAGAAAGCAACCUCAGGACCUUCUUCUCGUGAUUGGAACGGGGGUAAGUGCUGCAGUAGCACCAGGGAUCCCAGCGUUGUGCUCCUGGAGGAGCUGCAUUGAGGCUGUAAUUGAGGCAGCUGAACAGCUGGAGGUGCUUCACCCAGGAGAUGUUGCUGAAUUCCGUAAAAAAGUGAUCAAAGACAGAGACCUGCUUGUGGUUGCACAUGAUCUCAUCAGGAAAAUGUCACCACGUACUGGGGACACGAAACCCAACUUCUUCCAGGAUUGCUUGAUGGAGGUGUUUGAUAAUUUAGAACAACACAUUCAGAAUCCUGUUGUUCUGGAAUCGAUUCUGAGACUCAUGGAAAGAGGCACAAUGGUUCUGACUACCAACUAUGAUAAUUUACUUGAAAUAUUUGGUCAGCAACAGGGUAAACCUAUGGAAUCAUUAGACUUGAAAGACAAGGAUAAGGUUCUUCAGUGGGCAAGAGGCCAUAUAAAAUACGGAGUCCUGCAUAUUCAUGGCUUAUAUACAGAUCCCUGUGGAAUGGUGCUAGAUCCCUCGGGAUAUAAAGAUGUUACUCAGGAUCCUGAAGUCAUGGAGGCUCUUCAAAACCUGUAUCGAAGGAAGUCUUUUUUGUUUUUGGGCUGCGGAGAGACUCUGCGUGAUCAGAUAUUCCAAGCUCUCUUUCUUUAUGCUGUAAAGAAUAAAGUGGAUUUAGAACAUUACAUGUUGGUGCUUAAAGAAAAUGAAGACCACUUUUUCAAGCUCCAGGCAGAUAUGCUGCUGCACGGAAUAAAAGUGGUGUCCUACGGGGACUGCUUUAAACAAUUCCCGGAGUACGUACAAGAUCUGUCUGCUCAGAUCUGCAAGCAGAAAAGUCCAGAUGCUGAUGGAGUGGACAGCACAACACUAUUGGGAACUCCAUGUAUGGACUGUGCUAAAAGGAAGCUAGGAGGGAACGGCCCUGACUCUCCCAAGAGAAUCAAGCAGUCACAUAAUGGCGUAGCCUCUAUUGAAUGAAAAACACCCCGACCACCAAAACCCAACACAGAAGCUUUGAAACAGUAGAUGCUUUUUAUCUGCUGUGUGGAAAGUUUUGAGCUGAGUUAUUUCCAUGGUUUUAAGUGGAAUAAAAAUUGGUUGUCUUAGCCUGUUCUUUUCUAGAGCUCUACAUGUAUAAUGUAUGUAAACUUGAGAGUCCUACCAGUUGCUCUGCAGGCACUUUCACGCUACUGAAACUAGCUGGAGAGCCAUUUAGAAGCAGGUGCAAGUUUUCUCUGCCUGUGCUUCAGAGCCAUUUGAGCCAAGCUCCUAGCAAGGUGAAGCCACAACAGAGGCAAUGUUUGAAUGGGGUCAGAACUGAUUCUUGUACACCUGUGUUCAUUGAUUUUUGAAAUGCAGGGUUUUCUGUUCUUACUGGCUGAACUGCAGUUAGGCUGCUGGUAGUUGAGCUCUUCAGGGUCUGCUUACAAGCUUCAGGUUCAGAUCCCUAAGUUGUUAGGAGUGGGA